Paramecium tetraurelia is the source of this 633-nucleotide messenger RNA. RefSeq lists its product as uncharacterized. The record is from RefSeq and is a predicted model, not a curated record. The transcript is spliced from 2 exons. Lineage: Eukaryota; Ciliophora; Oligohymenophorea; Peniculida; Parameciidae.
AUGAGACAGCUUUCUUAAUUGGUCUACCUAUACAAUUAGGCCACCUUUCAAAUAAUGUUUAGACUAAUUCUUACUUUCAAUUAUUAAAUUGUAACUAAUAAAAAGUUCUAAUAUUAAUUUUUAACACUCAAUUAAUUAAAACUCAAAAUCAAGAAAUUUUACUAAUACGACUUGAUAUUCAAUUAUUUUUCAAAUUCAACUCGACCCUCUAUAAUCUUGUAAAAAAAUCGCAACCAUGUGUCUCAAGGUAAUGAACACAAAAUCAACGUGAAGUUUAUAUUAUUUCUAUUUCUUAUAUUUUCUUAGGUUCAUCAUAAAAAGGAAUUCAAUAGCAAGCCUAAGUUCAAAAUAUUAUCCUUUUCAACUUUACUUGACUAUAUCAUAUACACUCUUGAUAGUCGAUUUUAUACUAUUCUUAACAGACCCCAUUUCUAAUUUAUAGAAAUGUAAUAGGUGUUAAAGUGGACAAUAGGGUUUUCGACUGAUCUUUAUUAUUUAUAUAAUUCAUCUAUGCAUUUCAUAUUAUGUUAAUGCAACUUUUUAUCCUACCAGUUUAGCGCAGUUGAUUAUGAACUCCAUGCAUCUUAUUGCUUUCCCUUUUAGUAAUUCCAAGUAAUGAUAAGAAUACUAUGA